Messenger RNA from Patiria miniata (bat star), 2167 nucleotides. RefSeq names its product kappa-type opioid receptor-like. The transcript has a single exon. Lineage: Eukaryota; Metazoa; Echinodermata; Asteroidea; Valvatida; Asterinidae. Gene Ontology annotation, biological process: G protein-coupled receptor signaling pathway. The record is from RefSeq and is a predicted model, not a curated record. Gene Ontology annotation, molecular function: G protein-coupled receptor activity. Gene Ontology annotation, cellular component: plasma membrane. The coding region runs from base 785 to 2131 and encodes 448 amino acids.
AACCAGCGACAGUAUUUAAGGAGAACACUUGCUCUGCAAGAUCAGACUGCAGGUCCUAGCUCAGCUGCCACAUCACAGUGUGUCGCUGUUCCAACUUGCUAAAGUUAACAGUGAAUGGUUUUCACUGCACCUUGAGCCUGUAACGCUUAUGUACACUCUCUCCAUUUCUAGUCAACCAGCAAUUCAAAUUGACUUCAGUUUUCAUCCCAGACUGUCCAGUUCACCCGGGCCAUCACUCCUCUCUGAAAAUUGUCAUCGCAUAUUUUGGACAGGCCUGUCUGUGCAGUGAAACAUACCAGCUCAAUAAACAUAAACAGGUGACAACUUUGUGUUGCAUCUUCUUUUCCUUGAUUUAAGAGGGCCACUAGAUCAGACAACUAAGUCUUUGGAAACGGACAUGAACACCGAUUCCAAUUUCUUUCCUACCAAAUAGGAAGUGGAGAAUAUCAAAAGAAACUGGCUACGUAACUCUUGGGUUAUAACUUACCUUAAACUGUACCAAACUGAAUGGCCCUUUUUUUCCUUGUAUCCUGUUUGAGAGGCAAGCUAUCCCCAACUGUGCUGCCGCUGAACAAACCUGCAGUUAUCCUCAACAGUCAAACUUGUCUUGCUUGAUUUUGUUGUCGUCUGCGAACCACUCUUUUGUUCAGCUCUUCAUUCAGUGAGCAAACUUCUGCUGUGUUUCUCCACCCCACGUUAUCUGUACAAGACACUGAACUGUUGCAUUUACUAGUAUUUGACACUUCUGUACAGACACGGUUGGCAGCAAGACUCUGUGUCCAUCAUGUUGUUGUACCAUGCAAAUGUCACCGUCUAUGCCCAAGCUACAACGUCCCUUGCUCAGCUGGACAUUCUGGUCUGUACCUUCUUCACCUGUGUCUUCCAGAAACACAGCGAAAACUGCUCUGUGGCCUUUUCCCUACCCAGGAUGGACCAUCCACUGAUCUGGGAUGCCAUGGGACCGUUCCCUGGGGCACCGAUGAAUGAGUCCUACAACGCACAAAGCAAUGAGAUGUACAAAUUCUUUAACCACUCGUUGGAAAUCCUAUCCUUUGAGAAUCCGGCAGAGGCUGAAGAGGAUAUGUAUUCCAACACAAUGACUGUAUUGUAUGGUUUUGUCCUGCCUGUCCUCAAACUAUUAGGGAUCCUUUCCAUUCUGUCUUUUUUCUUUACUCUUUGUAGAGUUUCCUCCAUGCGUAAUGUCACUAAUUUCUACCUGACUAAUUUGGCUGUUGGAGAUUUGAUGGUCUUGAUUUCAUUUGGUACUCAUCAGCAAUUUGUGGCCACGACAACACAAAAUGGAUUGGAUACAUCAUAUUUGAGGAACUCAACCCAAGCCGUUACUCUCUUAAUAUACCUCUUUCUAGGCAAUUUGGGUCUUAUUUCAUCUUUAGCCCUUGUAACACUGCUUUCUUAUGAAAGAUAUUUUGCCAUUUGUUGCCCUUUCCAGCACCGUAAUCUCAAUUUGAAACGACGAGCAAUACGAGCAGCAGUUUGUAUAUGGUUUCUGUCAUUAUGCAUAAGUUUGGUCAAGUUCUUUGAUCGGGUUCUAAACACAAAUGAACAACCAAUCAAAUGUCUUGUUUGGCCAAAUGAGGAAAAGUAUAAAUAUCUAUCGAGUAAUGUGCAAGUGUUCGUGAAUGGUGAUGUAACUUUGGGUCAAGUUGGUAAUGGAAUGUUUUUCUGUGUAUUCAUGUUGUGUUUGAUCCUCACAGUCACUUUCAAUAUCCUCCUCAUUAAGGGACUGCAUGCACCAAAUCCAACUGGUGAUCAGAUCCAAGGUCCAUCAAAACAUCUACAAAGAGUGACUCUGAUACUUAGCAUCAACACAGCCGUGGUAUUUGUUUGUUUUCUGGCCCAAGCUGUAACUGUCCUUAUUGUAAUUUUAUCGCAACACUUGGAAGAAGUAACUGUAUCUUACGAUGUUCAAAUUAACCUGGUUCUGAUGACUGAUUGCCUCAGAGUCAUCAACUCUUCCAUUAAUUCAGUCAUAUUCAAUGCUGGUAGUGGAAGGUACAGGAAGGCCUUUAAGCAAGCCUUCUGCUGCAGAAAGAGGCAGCAAGUACCAACGAUCAAUAUCCCUCUGCAUACAUUACCAAGAGCAGAUCCUGCUGAUAGGAUCAGAUCAUAGGAUCCCAGGAAUACCCCCCUCCCCCCCCCCAAAAAA